This is a messenger RNA of Pocillopora damicornis (cauliflower coral), 1395 nucleotides long. RefSeq names its product RYamide receptor-like. The record is from RefSeq and is a predicted model, not a curated record. NCBI's taxonomy places the organism in Eukaryota, Metazoa, Cnidaria, Anthozoa, Scleractinia, Pocilloporidae. Gene Ontology annotation, cellular component: plasma membrane. Gene Ontology annotation, molecular function: G protein-coupled receptor activity. Gene Ontology annotation, biological process: G protein-coupled receptor signaling pathway.
UUUGAGGAGCAAAAAAACGUGAGCUUUCUGUCCUUCAAGUUUCACUAUGGUCAACUUCUCACUUGACAAUUUUUUCGACGAUGCAAACUUAAAUGGACCGGUACAUAACAUUACUUCUGAAGAAGGUUGCUUCGAUCGCAAUAGCACGGCCAUACGAGUGACAAGAGUCGCUGUUUACUGUGUUAUUAUUUUGGUAUCAGCCCUGGGUAACACCAUGACAAUUAUGGUAGUGCGGCGUAACAGAACGAUGCGAAAAUCUUUUCACUGUUUCAUUGUGAACCUGGCAGCUACAGAUUUGAUUAUCACUCUGGUGUACAUGCCACGGCUCAUUGUUAUGUGGUUACGAGGAAGUGAAUGGUUGGUGGAAGACACGUUUGGCUCAGUGCUAUGUAAACUCGUUCCAUAUUUACACGGCGUCGGCAUUUUAGUUUCGAUUCUUACGCUGAUGACAUUGGCCAUAGAUAGAUUUUUUGCUAUUGUCUUCCCUUUGAAACAGGAACUAUUCACUGUCAAAUCUUCGAAGUUUGUUAUCGCGUUCGUUUGGUUCGUUGCUUUGGCCGUUCGUUUUCCUUACUUUUAUUCACUUAGGAUAACGUUUCACGAAGAAAGAGGCGAAUUUACAUGUGGUGCAAAUCUUACAAGAACAUUUGAACGCGUAAACGCAAGAGAAAUUUAUUACACUUUCCUUUUAACUGCCUUCUACGCUCUCCCAUUCACUGUCAUCCUCGCCUCUUAUUCUGUGAUAGUGGUAACCUUGAGGCGCUCAAAAGUGCCUGGCGACAAAGAAAUAGCCAAGCUUGUAAAGAAAAGUCGAGACAAAGCAAGCAGAAAGGUAAUACACAUGCUACUGACGGUCACCGCUGCUUUUUUGUUUUGUUGGUUGACAUACUUUGUUGCGCAAAUUGUGUUUAAUCCAGUGCCAUGUUAUUUAAGAUUUUGGCGCAUUUUCCUGGCACACAGCAAUAGCGCUUUCAAUCCUUGUUUGUACGCAGUUUUCAACGAAAAGUUUCGAAAAGGUUAUAAACGUUUGCUGUUCUGUGGUUUUCGUUAGAAAAUUUGACAAUCAUCCACUACUAGAGAGCGAGGGCAUGAACUCUUAGCAUGAACUCUUGGUACGAAAUAACCAGAAAGGGGACAUCUGCGAAAUACCUUUAGCAACUUUUCUUGACUGCAGAUAUUUUACAAGUUUUGUAAACCUGGAGAGUUCGUAAAAAUGGAUCUCGUUCAGAAAUGUAUUGGAAAGGUUCUUACGCUAAAGAGAGGCAACAAACGUGGUUUGCAAAAAAUUUAUUUGAAUGUGUUGUUAAUUAAUUUGGUUGUUCAUCCCACCUGUACUCUAUUUAAGCCAAGUUUAGCGUUUGUAAAAAAAUUGUUACAGAGAAACCGGUAUUUGCG